AUGCACAGAACUUACUCGUUAAGAAAUUCCAGGGCACCUACCGCCUCUCAACUACAGAAUCCACCACCACCACCAUCUACUACCAAAGGUAGAUUUUUUGGGAAGGGCGGUCUAGCAUAUAGUUUCAGAAGGAGCGCCGCGGGUGCCUUUGGUCCGGAAUUAUCCAGAAAGUUGUCUCAAUUGGUUAAGAUUGAAAAGAAUGUUUUGAGGUCCAUGGAAUUGACUGCGAACGAAAGACGUGACGCCGCUAAGCAAUUGUCUAUUUGGGGGCUGGAAAACGAUGACGAUGUUUCGGACAUUACAGAUAAAUUGGGUGUUUUGAUCUAUGAAGUUAGUGAAUUAGAUGACCAGUUUAUCGACCGUUAUGACCAAUAUAGGCUGACUUUAAAGUCGAUCAGAGAUAUCGAAGGCUCUGUACAACCAUCUAGAGACCGUAAAGACAAGAUCACUGACAAGAUUGCCUACUUGAAAUACAAGGACCCCCAAUCUCCUAAGAUAGAGGUCUUGGAACAGGAAUUGGUGCGUGCAGAGGCUGAAUCUCUAGUUGCUGAAGCUCAAUUGUCUAAUAUCACGAGAUCUAAAUUAAGAGCGGCUUUCAACUAUCAGUUUGACUCUAUCAUCGAACAUUCAGAGAAAAUCGCCUUAAUCGCUGGUUACGGUAAAGCUCUCUUAGAACUUUUGGAUGAUUCUCCCGUCACCCCAGGUGAAACGAGACCUGCAUACGAUGGAUAUGAGGCUUCCAAGCAAAUCAUUAUUGAUGCUGAAAGCGCAUUGAAUGAAUGGACGUUAGACUCCGCGCAAGUCAAGCCUACUCUAAGUUUCAAGCAGGAUUACGAAGACUUCGAGCCUGAAGAAGAGGAGGAGGAAGAUGGUCAAGACAGAUGGUCUGAGGAUGAACAAGAGGAUGGGCAAAUUGAAGAGCCCGAACAAGAGGAGGAAGUUGUGGAAGAAGACGAACAAACUGGACACCAACCGGAUGAAUCUCUUCCUCAGCAGACCGCUGCCUAA
Molecule: messenger RNA, 1008 nt
Organism: Saccharomyces mikatae IFO 1815
Lineage: Eukaryota; Fungi; Ascomycota; Saccharomycetes; Saccharomycetales; Saccharomycetaceae
Gene: PIL1
Product: lipid-binding protein PIL1
Exons: 1
Coding region: 1-1008 (335 amino acids)
Biological process (GO): eisosome assembly; endocytosis; negative regulation of protein kinase activity
Cellular component (GO): plasma membrane; eisosome filament
Molecular function (GO): lipid binding
Source: RefSeq, a predicted model, not a curated record